Messenger RNA from Mesocricetus auratus (golden hamster), 1908 nucleotides. It is a transcript of the gene Atf3, whose product is annotated as activating transcription factor 3. The record is from RefSeq and is a predicted model, not a curated record. The coding region runs from base 169 to 714 and encodes 181 amino acids. Gene Ontology annotation, biological process: regulation of transcription by RNA polymerase II. Gene Ontology annotation, molecular function: DNA-binding transcription factor activity, RNA polymerase II-specific; RNA polymerase II cis-regulatory region sequence-specific DNA binding. Gene Ontology annotation, cellular component: nucleus. Lineage: Eukaryota; Metazoa; Chordata; Mammalia; Rodentia; Cricetidae. The transcript has 4 exons.
CCACAGUCUCACUCAGCGAGACGCGCUGGGCACGGUGCUUCCCCCGCGGAGCCGGCCGGUCAGCCUGCGCUCCGGCAGAGUCCUAGGUGCUCGCCCGCCGCCGGGACAGACCGCCCGCCCCUGGCCGCUCUCUGGACCCUGGCCGCCCUGAGCGGAGAUUGGAGCAAAAUGAUGCUUCAACACCCGGGCCAGGUCCCUGCCUCGGAAGUGAGCGCCUCUGCCAUCGUCCCCUGCCUCUCUCCUCCCGGGUCCCUGGUGUUUGAGGAUUUUGCUAACCUGACACCCUUUGUCAAGGAAGAGCUGAGGUUUGCCAUCCAGAACAAGCACCUGUGUCACCGGAUGUCCUCUGCGCUGGAGUCAGUGACCAUCAACAACAGACCCCUGGAGACGUCAGUCACGAAAGCCGAGGUGGCCCCUGAAGAAGAUGAAAGGAAAAGAAGGCGGCGGGAAAGAAAUAAGAUUGCAGCUGCCAAGUGUCGAAACAAGAAGAAAGAGAAGACGGAGUGCCUGCAGAAAGAGUCAGAGAAGCUGGAGAGUGUGAACGCCGAGCUGAAGGCCCAGAUAGAGGAGUUGAAAAAUGAGAAGCAGCACUUGAUAUACAUGCUCAACCUGCACCGGCCCACGUGUAUCGUGCGGGCCCAGAAUGGGCGGACUCCGGAAGAUGAGAGGAACCUCUUCAUCCAGCAGAUAAAAGAAGGAACGUUGCAGAGCUAAGCGACAGGGGCAUGGGGGCAACUGGGGAGUCCUUAUUGAAUCCUCCUUUUCCACCCCAAACCCUGAAGCCACGGAAAGCUGGCUUCCUGUGCACUUCUCGAAUCUCAGCAGCCGAGAGCCGUUGGGGCAGGAGGGCCUGUGGCGACCACGGCGUUGUCCCAUCCUGCCCCGGAGUGAACUGUGGCACAGGGCAAGAGCAUCCUUCGUCUCACUGACUCCAGGAUUUAGGCCUUACCAUCCCAGGCCAUUCUCAGAUGAUCUAGCUGGGCCCCGCCUGGGGUCCCAUGCAAAGCGGGAUACCCACUAAAGGGAUUCAUGAGGAAGUGUCCGCCUCGGUAGGUGGGGUGGGGCCAGGGCCUCCACUGCAGCUGACGCCAUGCCUCCUAGGGAAUAUGGAACGAGAACACUCACUGUCGAGGUUGUCCAGUGGCCAGGAUGUGCUUCUAGAAAGUAUGCUGUUACAUCCCAGAAUGACUGCACGGGCGCUCAUUUCAGAACCAGCUGUUGUGCUAUUUGGAUGUGUGUCUGGAGUGACACUGUCACGAUCUUUCUGGGAGUCUCAUCAGAACUGAUUUCUGAGAGUCUGCGAGUCUGCCAUCAUGGGUAGAUAGUAUCCCGCUUGCCCCCCAGGAGUGACGCGGACCUGAUGGCCAGCUGUGCUGCCCUGUGCUGUCUGGAGGGCGCCUCCCUUCCCUGUUCCCACUGUUGGGGGAGAACCUGGGCACGGCAGCAGGCCCCUGGCUGCAAAUUGUUGCAAUGCCACAGAAAGAAGGCACGCAGGAAGUCCAACUUCCGGAGGGUAGGACUCUCCUUCCCACUCAGUGAUGGGGCAGGCGUGAUUUCUAGGCCAGAAGGGCCAAGAUACUCCAUUUUACUUCCUUGUGGCCAGAAACCACAGCCUGUGGGGAAGAGAGUCUGGAGCCGUGUACAGGGCCAGGCUUCUGCUUUGUGGGGUGUUAAUGGCAUUGUAUUUGUUAUUGAGAUGUGGCCCAGGGCAUUUCAGCCCGGAGGCACCUCCCUCUGGCCACCGUGACUCUGGCUACUGUUAAAAUUCUGAUGUUUCUGUGAAAUCCUCAGAGUGUUUAAUCUUACUCAAUAGUAUUAUUACAUUUUUCUGUGAGAGAAAAUAUUACUUAUUUAUCCCAGUAUUCCUAGACUGUCAACAUAAUAAAUAUCAGAGUAAGACUCGGUAAA